AUGGCGGUGAGGUUCUGCAGGGCCGACUCGCGCGCGAGGUCGGGCGCGCCCGCGGCGCCGCAGGAGCUGCCGACGUCGGUGGCGGCCGCGGCGAUGCCGGUGACGUCCGCGAUCAUCCCGAUGAUGUCGGCGGCGCACACCGCCUUCUGGUCGACCACCUGGGGGCAGUCGGAGACGCUCGCGGUGAUCGCGUACGCCACCCAGGAGAGGCAGCUGAUGGCGUUGGUGACCUCUAUCGCGCAGCCCUGGGCGGAAGAGUCGGGGCACCUGGAGUGCGGGCUCGCCGACGCCUGGUACAGCGAAUCGAUGGCGUACCCAAGGCAAGACACGAUGUAUAAGACGUCUAUCACGCACGUUGCCUGCAACAACUUCGACUCAUUCAGUGGCGAUGCGUACGUGCCGUAUGAUAUGUUACUGCUGAGCUCCUCAGCUAGGUCAUCGUAG
Molecule: messenger RNA, 444 nt
Organism: Prorocentrum cordatum
Lineage: Eukaryota; Dinophyceae; Prorocentrales; Prorocentraceae
Source: the annotation of a GenBank genome assembly